AUGGGUCUCCCUAUAUUCGGCACGAGCAACUACACUUCAGCUCAGUGGGUGCCAGAGCCAAAUAGGCGCGGAACCUGGGACCUCGUGCAGUCAUGUGUGUUGACACUCGGUCUUUGUAUAUACAGCGCCUUCCAUCUCAAUGUCUUUCACCGGGAGUGCAAGUGGUGGAUUCGGUUUCUUGUCCAGACUAAAUGGCUCGUGGUGGCAUUGCUUGCGCCUGAGUUUAUAGUGUUUAAUGCUUGGGCCCAGAGACGGCAAGCUGUUCGGAUAGCGAAGAUGCUGCGAAAGCGUAGUGGGCAGGAAGAAGUUGGUUCGUGGUUUACCAGGUUAUGCAAGUAUUUUCGAAGGAAACUCAGGUUGCUCGAUCAGGAACGCGGCCAGCAGCCAGCUGCGGUACAGAAUCAGCAGCAGGAUGGGCCACAACUACCGCAAACAACCGACAAAAUAGAAAAGGUCCAGGACACUGCCAUCUCAUUACAGGAGGACCCGUCUCCAAAUAUCCCCGAGGAAAGAUUCGAGCUUAUCCACGGUUUCCUAAUAGUAAUGGGGGGCCUUCUUGUGGAUAUGUCGGGAGACGACGAAAGGGUAUGGCCGCAAUGGUGUAACACCCUCACUAUGACACCCGCCUGCGCCGAAGAAUGCCUGGGGAAGAGUGCUUUUGAAGACAUUGACCUUAGUUUCUUAACUCGAGAGAAGAUCAAUGCUCGGCAGAAAGUAGACCAUUUCGCAAAGACUCUCAUCGUCAUGCAAGCACUGUGGUUUUGUAUACAGUUCAUCUUUCGAAUUUGCCAAUCGUUGCCAGUCAGUCUCUUGGAACUCAACACCUUCGCACACUCUCUUUGUGCUUUAUUCAUUUACAUCCUAUGGUGGCACAAACCUGGCAGCAUAGAUGAACCUUUUAUUAUACAUACAGGACAGUCGUCGGCAUUGAGAGACCUUUGCGCUGCGCAAUGGACUCUUGGGGCAUCCGGCAAAUUUUACGAGGGACAAAAGGUUGUUACGAAAGACCCCAAGAAACAGCAAGAACAGCAAGACUCCCCCUGGACACCUAUGUUUGUGCAUGGGGGAUCCGAAUUUACUCUAAACUUCUUUCGCGGUAGAAGGGGGAUAACGCUCUGUCCAGGUAGUGGAGAGGAUUGGUAUAUAUUCAACCACAAGGACAGAUGGUUCUAUUUUCCGCAUCUCCCAGAAACGGAUCGGUUCAACCUGCGCGUAUGUGGGCACGAUCAAAAUCCCACAGUACGGCUCGAGCCCGGGAAACCCAUCCCUGGAACAUCGAUGCACCUUAGCCCUCGGUUCGAGUCAUUGGAACUUGAUACGAUCACCCUUGAGCGAUGGAGGCGAGCCCUCAAGUCAGAGGCAUACAAUUGCAAUUACACGGUUUGGCUUCGCGAUAGGCAACCUAACUUUUCCUGGCCACGUGGACUGGAUAGUGACGAUGGCCCUGCCAUAGGCGAGGAACUGAUGAAAUCCUUGACGAUGCUUACAGUUACAAGCUUGUUUUAUGGAAGCAUACAUAUGCUGGCGUGGAAUUCUAACGUCCUCAGGACCACCGGAAAGGACCAAAUAUUCUGGAAACUCUCUUGCUUACAACUCAUGGUCCUUGGCCCUUUUGCCCUGGCAAUUUGGACCGGUCUGAAAAUGCGUGGCUCUGAUGCUCACCUUCGCCUCAAUCAGGCUUUGAGCAUAGGCUUCUCUGUAUUGGGGAUCGUCGUGUUUCUUUCGUAUAUGAUGUCAAGAGUGUAUCUGGUGGUCGAAAUAAUUAUCGUCUUGCCCUAUGUAGACCCUCGAGUCUACGAAAUGCCAGACUUUGCCGUUUACUGGCCGCAUUUUGGAUGA
Messenger RNA from Venustampulla echinocandica, 1839 nucleotides. RefSeq lists its product as uncharacterized. The record is from RefSeq and is a predicted model, not a curated record. The transcript is spliced from 2 exons. Lineage: Eukaryota; Fungi; Ascomycota; Leotiomycetes; Helotiales; Pleuroascaceae. Bases 1 to 1839 code for a protein of 612 amino acids.